Molecule: messenger RNA, 1363 nt
Organism: Ilex paraguariensis (yerba mate)
Lineage: Eukaryota; Viridiplantae; Streptophyta; Magnoliopsida; Aquifoliales; Aquifoliaceae
Source: the annotation of a GenBank genome assembly
UGGACAAAGAUUCCCAAUAUUCAUCUGAAUUUCAACCUUGAAAUUGUGUCCUUGAACAGGGUUUUUGUUUGUUUGUCCACUGGUUUGGUGAUUUUUUGAAUCUGGGUAUGAUUGGGAAGUAGGGGAGAGAAAGGAAAAUGGGCUGCUUUUCAUGUUGCCAGUCAGAAGAAAAGAUCCUGAGAAAGUCAUUGAAAAAAAGCAUUCAGGAAUACAAAGACACCAAAACAUUAGCUUCUUUUGCUAACAUUUCAUUCAAAACUGAUAGCAGCAGGAGGAGGUACAUAGCCGAAGAGAUCGAAAAAAUCGGAAAAGGAAAUAUUUCUGCUCAGAUAUUUUCAUUCCGUGAACUGUGUGUUGCAACUCAAAACUUCAACCCUGAAUCAUUGCUUGGUGAAGGUGGUUUUGGGAGGGUUUACAAAGGACACCUUCAAAGCAAAAACAUAGAUGUUGCUGUUAAGCAACUUGAUAGAAAUGGAUUUCAAGGAAACAGAGAAUUUCUUGUGGAGGUACUGAUGCUGUCUCUUCUUCACCAUUCUAACCUUGUCAAUUUGGUCGGAUACUGCGCCGAUGGUGAGCAGAGGAUAUUAGUCUAUGAGUACAUGUCCAAUGGUUCACUAGAAGAUCACCUUCUUGAGAUAGGUUCACAGAGAAAGCCUCUAGAUUGGAAUACUAGGAUGAAAAUUGCUGAAGGGGCUGCCAGAGGACUAGAGUACUUGCAUGAAACAGCUAACCCUCCAGUGAUUUAUCGCGAUUUCAAAGCAUCUAACAUACUAUUAGAUGAAAGAUUUAACCCAAAGCUUUCUGAUUUCGGACUUGCCAAGCUAGGUCCAACUGGUGAUAAGAGCCAUGUGUCUACCAGGGUGAUGGGAACCUACGGCUACUGUGCACCCGAGUAUGCAUUGACAGGCCAGUUAACUACAAAGUCCGAUGUUUACAGCUUUGGUGUAGUGUUUUUGGAGAUAAUCACGGGAAGGAGAGUUAUCGAUAACUCAAGACCUAGUGAAGAGCAGAACCUUGUUACUUGGGCACAACCUUUGUUCAAGGACAAAAGGAUGUUUCAUUUAAUGGCAGACCCAUUGCUUGAAGGGAACUACCCCAUAAAGGGUCUCUACCAAGCUCUUGCGAUAGCAGCAAUGUGUCUUCAGGAGGAAGCCAGUGUCCGGCCUUUGAUCAGCGAUGUGGUAACUGCUCUCGAGUACUUAUCUGUAAAUAAGAUCGAUGAGGCAGAAGCAGAGGAAUCAGUGUAAUCAUAAAGAAAUACUGCUGAGAAUAUUGAAAACAAUGCACCAGAUAGUGGUUGGAGCAGAGACUGAGAAAACAGCUUCUUCUCGCAUUUUCUUUAUGGUUUGAUCAGAAUUUUGUA